GUCCUUUGGUCAUUUCACAAAAAGAGGGCCAUACGGCGCCGCUGGAGGCGCAAAGUCGUCACACCUACUGCCAGGGCCAAAAUAUGGUCAAACAAGCGCGAAACCGCGCGCCCGGGGCUGGCCCGCGCACCACACUCAUCGACCUGUGGCGAGGCGACCAGCAGGAGGUUGUUGCCGCUUUCCUACCCUUGAAAAGCAUAGCAGCAGUGCCCGUGAUAUCGCGCCGCUUUCGGGACCAGCAGCCCCUGGUUUUAUUUAGACUAGCGCGACGGCAUGGCGUCGCGAACGCAUUGACAGUGGCAUCGCUCGACGCUCUCGCCGCGUCGGGCCGGGACUGGUCCACGUUCUCUGGUGAUGCGGUAGACGAUUGGCGUAUCCUACCAGCCUGGCAAGAUCGCGACUUAUUUGCGGUCUCGGUGGAUACCGCCGAGCACUAUAUAGAGAUCAGCACAAAUGGUCCCACGGGGCACGGCGGCGGACUCGUGAAAACGUUUGAUGCGGCCGACCGGUUGUGCGUGCGCCAGCUGAAAUACCGGUUCCGGUUCACGGAUUCCAACCCAGAGGCAAGCCACGAGGACCCGGACGAGCACGCCUUUGCAUAUUUCUCCAUGGGUGGAGGCCCCGACGGACUCUCCGUCUUUCCGACUGCUACCGGCUACGAGCUCACGUGGUUUGGCUGUUACGAACCGCACGACGAGGAAGAAGACAAUGACAAUGUCAUCAUGAGCGUCGCGCCCGGGACGUGGUAUGAUGUCACGGUGACCUUUGAUUGGACAAUCGACGACUCUGAUGAGAACUGGGCGUUUGUGACCUGCGAGGGCGAUGACGGUACUAUCGAGCGUAAAAAGCGAGUUCUCUCCAGCCGCCAGCCGCUCACUGCGAUGAGACUCUACAAUUAUAGCCCGAGCGUCGCCCACUACUCCAACGUUGAUGUGAAGUACUCGCCGCACACGUCGCGCGAUGGGGAUUUCGUCAACUCCCAAGAGCAGUAAGAGGGCCAGCCGCCGCCCGUGGCGC
Molecule: messenger RNA, 1017 nt
Organism: Pelagomonas calceolata
Lineage: Eukaryota; Pelagophyceae; Pelagomonadales; Pelagomonadaceae
Source: the annotation of a GenBank genome assembly